Pocillopora meandrina is the source of this 10151-nucleotide messenger RNA. Lineage: Eukaryota; Metazoa; Cnidaria; Anthozoa; Scleractinia; Pocilloporidae. The record is from the annotation of a GenBank genome assembly.
AAUACUUGGCCUCGUUAUUCAGUCGAUUACUGUUUUCUAUCUCAUCGGUGUGUGCUGGAUAUCUUGGUCAAUAUAUAACUUGUAACGAAAGGUUUUCGUUUUUGUCACCGGAUGUGAGCUCACGUUCAACAAAAACAUCACUUGAGAACAUACAAGUUACAAUCGGCACGUCCGCAUUAAUUUUCAAGCUGCGGAUGGAGUGCGGAACUUAGAUAUUUACUGCUGCAGUGUCAGAACUUUGUCUUACGAAUGGAGUUCUCCAUGCUAUUUAUUGCAAGCGUAUUUCUCUUUAUGAUCUCAGGUAAGAACUUCUGGUUUCAGCCGUUAGGUUACAAAACCUGAUGAUAAACUGCUAUUGUACAGUUUCGAAAGUUCUAGUGGAGCGUUCUCAACUCAAUAGUAUACCGCAAUUUUCUUAAGGGAAAAAAUGUAUUUAUUCUGUGUCUGCGUGCCAUAAAGGCUUAAUCAUAGUGUUGGUUGGCGUCGGUUAGCUGGAUCUUAUCGAAGCGCUUGAUCUCUUCAUCAAUUUCAAAAGUCAUUAUAAGAAGCUCGGCGCGACUUAACAAAUUAGAAUCCUACAGUGCACUGACAAUAUAUAUGAACUGCAUCCACGGCACUCAGUGAGGCGAGUCAUAUUUGUUUGUCCUUUAUGGUCGUCGAUUUGCAUUAAAAUAGAACUUCAACAACGAAAUAACACCACUGGACGCCAUAAUAUAAAAAUAUCUUUCCGCGGUGCGAACGUAUCGAGUUUUAUUUAUACCGCAAUCGUCGUGUUUAUCCAACCCUUUAGGAUUUUACACCUCGAUGCAUAAGAAAAUAUUCAUAACGAUUAGAGUUCCUGCAUAAGAAGCUUCGCUCAUCUUUUAAUAAUAUAAAUAGAAAUAAUACUUCAUACAGUUAUUCUUCUGCUGUCAUCUACUCUUGCGAAAUACAAAACUCUGGUGUCAGUACAAAAAAAAAGGAAAAGAAAAACUACAGCUUGAACAAACGCUUCCCCUCUACAGUUUUUCCUUGGCCACAUGUUUAGUCGAGGUGAACGUGUCUUUGCGAUGUACGUGGCAAAUUUUAUGGAGCAAUUUGUAAUGUGUUAUCAUCGGCUCUGAAUUAAAAAAAGUUGUAUGAACGCUGCACGGUGGCCAACAUGUUGAAAUUAGUGUGUCACGCAACGAUUUAAAAUUGCCUGGGGAUAUUGAUCAUGACAAUAAUUACGCUGAACUGACUCCGAAGAGCCCGGUAGGGCCGAUAUCAUUAUCAAGCAUUAUUUUCCAUACUUUUGCCUGUAAUUUAGCCAUAGGUGAUAUUUCGUUUUGCUUCUCAGACCCUUCUAACCAAUUCCUCUGGGAGAGGAACAAUUGCUAAGAAUGUUACAUGAACAAUCUAUCAAGAGUGUUAAGGAAAGAGUAAACGAUGGUUUUCUAGAGAACAACAAAAUAUGGAGCAGUAGUUGUUCAAUGAAAGACACAUUCCUUUUUCUUCCUCCCGUCUGUUUGGCUACAUUUUUACGAAAUUGGAAAAGAGUCUACUGGGAAAUUAUAAAGGCAUAAAAACCGAAUAAACUGACCGACAUUAGAAACCAAGAAAGGUUUUGUUGUCGAUAAAUCGGAUUAGCUGCAUAUGCCGUGCUACAUGUUUCUUAGAAAACUUAGAUAAAUAAAAUUCAUUCGAUAAAAACUCAUGCAAUAUCACCAGUUAGCACCAAACAGCCGCUGAGUGCAUUCCUACCCCUCUCUCUGACCAAAAUAGAUCAUUCAAUUUCCAGUUAUAACGUAUACUGAGUAACUACUUUAAAAGUGGAAUGUCUCAUGAAUUGAUAAUUUUUUUUUAGAUGCGCAAGUUUUUGUACUGACCCCAGUCAGUCCAAUUCAAGCUCAAGAUGGCGAUAACAUUACACUACAUUGGGAAUAUCAUUCUGGCUUUCACACACUGAGUCUUGCUCAGUGGGGGACUAUGACCUCGGAAGGUACUUUGGAAACCAUCAUAGCUCAACAGCAUGGGAAUAAGCCAGUGGAGUAUUUAUCAUCGAAUUACAAAGGCCGUGUGUAUGUGACGAGCAAAGCCUCCCUUUCUUUCAUUGACGUUAAAGUGGAUGACACCGGGCGAUAUGGUUGUAAGUUGACGUUUGGAGACGCGACAAUUUCAAAUUCCACAAUACUGGAAGUAUCAGGUAGACGACUGUUUUUCUCGUUAAGCUAAGUCUGUAGUCUGAGUACUCCGUAGUCCUUUUGAUGCGGAGCCAGAGUUCUGAUCGGAAGAGUUCAUGCCGAUAAGAGAUCGGGCUGGAGGGGGCAGAUUAAUUACUCAGGGUGUUGCAUCAUCCCCGUCUUCGCUUUCCCUCGUGGCACUGUUACAAAAUACUUCAAGUAGUCUACAUCUACAUCUAUUGAGCCUAACAAGUGUAAUUGGUAUUGUAUUGUCGUCUGGUAUCCACAUGACUCGCUAAUUUAGCGUGCAGUUACAGAUUUUGGUGCACUGAGUAAUUUCGCUCGUUUAUAAAUGACGUCGUUUUUUCUCUCAAUUCAUCUCCCCCUAUGGAAAAUAGCACUUUGCUCAAACUUGAUUUAUCAUUCAGAACAAAGUUCUUCAUUGAAGUUUUCUAACUUCCGACUUUACCAAUUGUAGCUUAUGCAUGAUUAACUGAAGGCUAAGAAACAUAUAAAAGAAGGAAAAACUCACAUAUUUAUAUUAUGCUUUUUUCCUUUAACAGUGUUGUUCUCCUCAUAGGUGCCACUGAGAGAAAUUGUAACAUGCAUGUGUUCUUUCAACAUCAACGUCAUCUCAUAGAUAUAUCGAUCACAACUAAUCCAUGCUAUUUCGGUCUGUUCAUCUCUUAAGCGAGAACCAUUACAGACGUAUCCCCCACAGCUAAUGGUACUGCUGAUGACGACACGAUUAAUACGCAUCCAGUAUAUCUGGCCUUUGUUGCCGUGGUCCUGAUCCUAAUUAUACUAGUUGUUGUCUACUUUUUCCUCACGCGUAGAAAAAGAGGUGAGCUCGUACACCUUCCCUCGUAAAAACUAUUAAAACCGUUUGGCUAAAGUAGGUCAAUGGCUUGGAUUUUGGAUUCUGGAUUCGGAGGAACAGGGUCUUGGAAAGGGGGAAUGGGUGGGGGGUUAAGACUGUUGAUAAAACUGUUUCCCAUUUCUUUCAUGGAAGUUUGAUUCCGUCCCCACCCUAUGCGAUAUAUCGAUAUAUAUGUGAUGCAACACAUAUCUUAAGACUGACAAAUGAUGACUUACAAGGAAAAGAUUAAUGAUUUAAAUGAACUGACAAUCUCUAUCUUAUUUUUUUUCUCAACAGUGGCUCGUACCAAUAGGAAGUAAGUAUUACGCCUGUGUCGGUUUUCUCACCGUGGUGUUCCAUCUUCCAUUGGCAAGUUUGCCGGCGAUUUUAAUUUGGUGACUUCUGUCUUAAACUGUCAUUCAUAACGUUACCAAGGUUUUACAUGAUAGGCUUGGUUACUUCUCCUGAUAUUCAGCACGCUUCUAGUCACUCUAAUUCAGUAUUUACAAUCCUAUUUUAGUCACAUUUCUGUUCCGUUUCAACCACUCUGAUUGACCUGAUAGACUAUGUUGUUAGCAGGAAUACGAUGUCAAGUAUGUUGUUAUCUCUUCUCUUCUCUUCUAGCAAAAAUGAAAGAGCUAGACUGGAUACGAAUAUGGUUGAAAUGGUAAGAAUAGGAUAAGAUUUAUCUUUUUUUUCGGGAGGAUGUCCCCUAAGAAAGUUCACAGGAUGAUAUCAAGCACGUUCCUCUGAACAAUUUACAUUGCAAUUUAUACUUGUAUAUGAAUUAAUGGCAAGACUUUCGUUUUUCUCGCCACGAAAAUAGAUGGUGUCGAAGGGCCUUGGUUUUCAAGGGGAACGGGGGGGGGGAGGAAAGUUAUCUCUUAUAGAGUUUUUUACAGGUAGUAGGACUAUGUUUUAUUGACUGCCAAUCAGGGGGAAGGAGCCUUGUUGAGGCAUCGGGUAAGUUUUAUUACGACGAGCCAAAAUCCUCCGUCCUCACCCCCCCCCCCCUCCCCCCCACACCUCCUCUCAAGCUAUGAUCGAUGACCAGACUAAGUCGUGGUGUGUUGUACUUUCUCUGUACAGAACCCACUGUCUCAAAAUUACAUGUACGCAGACGUAGACGCAGACGCAGGAAGAACUCCUGAUCCAAUUAGUUCUUCUGACGGAGUGAUCCGUCAAGAAUACUCAGUGAUUCCUCCUAUACUUCCCAACCCGACCGAAAAGGACUGGGAAUUACCCAGAGAGAAUCUCGUGUUUGUGAAGGUGAUUGGCAGGGGAGCUUUUGGUAAAGUGGCUCGAGGAAUGGCUAAGGGAAUAAAUGACAACAAGGAAGACGUGGUUGUGGCUAUCAAAAUGUUAAAAGGUUCGUUUAAUUAACUGAUACCUCUAAAAACUUACCUUAUCUUCAUGCAAGUUUUUUUCGGUCUAACAAACUCAAGUGAGGGAAGACGUCAGAUGGCAUGAGUGUGUAGACUUAGAAAUUCUUCCCUCAAGCUAAUUCACGGUAAAUUCGAUUAAGAAUGGAGGGAGAAAUUUGGGGACGUAAAUUGCAUUUUUUUUCUUGCUCGUUUGAUUUUACAAUUUCGACGAUAACGUUUUCAGAACAUUAGAGUUUUUUUCUAGUACCCGAACCAUUUAUAAAAACCCGUUGUUUAUGUUGAUCUAUGGUAGAAAAUGCCACCGACGAAAACAGACAGGAUCUCCUCGCUGAACUAAACAUGAUGAAGAAGCUUGAACCGCAUCAAAAUGUUAUUCAGUUGCUGGGCUGUGUCACCAAAUCAGGUUUGCCAGUGAACUUAAUCUCUAUGGAUCAGAUGCACAUGGCCCCUCAGAAAUAUCGUUGUAUCUUGCAAAUGUUGUAAUUUGUCGAAAACGCACCAACUCACGUUCAUUAGUGAACCACCUUUAUAAUAUUCUAGAGAAACAAACCUCAGCAAUCACAACUGCAGGUCAACUAGCGAGCUUAACAUAAAUGACAACUUUUUACUUUAACGAAACAGUCUCUUAGUGUAGCGCAACAACAGCGAAAUGAUUGUCUACACAAUUGAAGAUACAUUUCUACGGCCUCAUUCCCUGAGUGGCUGUUAUAAAAAUUAGCAUCAUUGUGAACUGUUGAGAACUGAAGUAGACCAGAAACAAAAGUGCAUGUUUAUGGCUCGGAAGAAAGAUUCGCGAUCAUGCGUCCUAUUGAAGUUGUGUCGAUGGUUAUUCUAAGGAUAUUUCAUAACUAGCUAGAAAAAAAAUUAAGCUUCGUGUAAGGGAUAGUAAAAAUGACGACUAUUCAUAUCGAAACCACGAAGUUCUAAAUUAUUCCCGCAAAUUGACCAUACGUGCGUGUUUCCAAUCGACCAAGUUUCAUCGACAAGCGUUGACAGUUACCACGGUUAUCUCUUUAGUUUAGCUUUAUUUUUCCAGAGUCUACCUGCCCAACCCAAGUACCAAGGUACCUUUGUUUGUUUUUUUUUUGCGAUUGGAAUAAAAUUUUCUAGCACUGGAAAAACCACAUUCGCAUUCGAGAAUGUCUUUCGACGACAGAUUUUAACCGCAAAGUAAACACAUUUUGAAAAAGUGCGACCCAUACCUAUUUGACUAUGUAUGCGAUAAGCAUUUUGGCUACUGUAUCUAGGCAACCUCGUUUUCAGAGGUCAUGUUCCCUGAUCUGUUGCGGGCGGAAACCACCUCCGGAGGAAGAGUUACAUGUAGAAAAGAAGAGGGAAUAACAAAAAAGAUACAUAUCAAAAGGCGCGCAAAAGUAGUGCUAGUGAGGAAAAUGAAGAGAAAAUAACCCUUCAACUCCCAGAAGAAAUUAACAUGAAACUUCUCCCUAUAAUAUCCCUACAUUUUCCCCCAACUGGUGAUGGGAAUACUCGAACUUAUCAGGUUUUUUUUUAUCCUCAUCUAAUACCAAUUUCUCACUACUAAUGUACAAGGGAAAAAAAUUGUUAGAGGGGAGAAUUGACCAUAAGAUCGUGGAAGUUAAAAGGUUAAUCGAAAAGAGAGGAAAAGAGAAGAAUUUGAAACAGAAGAGAAAGCUAUGAAAGCGAAAUUCUUUGAUAUAAUCGGCUGGCCGUAAUCCUUUGCUGGCCACAUUAGUUCCGCCGAGAUGACUGCGCUUAGAGGGAACUUUAAAAAUUUGCAGCCAUCUUGUCGUAACAGUCCUGUUCAAAAACAUAUUUUUAUCGGGGUGUUUGAACUAACUUUAUUUUUUUAAACGUUGUUUUUUAUUUAAGAUCCCGUUAUGGUUGUAACGGAGUAUGUGCCACAUGGAGAUCUCUUAGGUUUUCUGAGGAAGAGCCGUGGACUCCGCGACACAUAUUACAACGACACUGAAAUAAAACCCCAAAGCUCUCUUAGUUCUAACCAAUUAUUCAGCUUUGCUUGGGACAUUGCGAAUGGCAUGGAUUACUUGUCUUCAAUGAAGGUACUGUAAUGUGCCCGUUUACAAAGGUUGUUCUUACCACACGAUUAUGGCAAAAGUGAGAGCGACUUGAUCAGGCAGAUCAGAUCAACUAUCUCAUGUACGAUAUGAAACAAGACAAAUGGAAAUUUAAACGCCUUAGAAUGAUCGCACUCUAUCAGAAUAACACAAACGAGUGGAUUGAAUUUCCAGACAGCUUUCCUGUUUGCUACAGGAACAAACCAAAGAGACAGUUGUGGCUUCUGAAGAAAAUAGGAGUUUCGACAGGGUACCUCAGGCCAUUACCCUCACGAAAUUAAAUAUUUUGAGCUGUAAUUUUUCCCACAUUUGUUAAGUCAUGAUGCCUAGCGUAAGCACGAAGUGCAUAUCGGUGUCGUAAGAAUUAUCAUCCCUGCCUGGUUUUCCUAAAAAUCGCUAGAUCGCCUAAGGUUGAAAUACUGGAGACACCUGAUAUUUGCAAGAUUAACUGGAUUGAUCUAUGACGGGUUUUAACCAUUCUUGCAGAUAGUUCAUCGCGAUCUUGCAGCACGUAAUGUACUAGUUGGUGAUAGAGAGACCUGCAAAAUAACGGAUUUUGGUUUGGCAAGGGAUGUUUUUAAAGAAGACCUCUACAGAAGAACAGCCACGGUAAACUACAAGGGAUAAUGAUUAGUCUAAUUUCCACGUUAAUAAAGUUUCUUUUAGCUUUGAUUUCCUCUUUAUUUUAGUUUUUGAUCCGCACCAUAUGGUAAAAACCAUUUUGAUCAGCGAGAUUACUUUGCGCAUGGUUUUAACAACCUUUUGGUUGUGCAAGUUAUGCAUAAAGUUGCCUUUCAAGGUAUUGAUGCUCUCUCAUGAAAAUGUUUAUUCCAUGUUAUUGAGUGGUAGAAUUCUACCAGUUAUCAAGUUAAGUUUUGGCAUUUGUCUCUUGAUUGGUAGGGUCGUCUCCCUGUAAAAUGGACUGCAUAUGAAUCUUUGUUAUAUGGAAAGUGUACAACGAUGAGCGACAUGUAAGUUACUUUCAAUUGUUUGCUUAGUUUUGGUUUUGUUACCGCUGUUCUGGAUACCACUGCUUUUCCUAAGUGUUCUCUUUUUAAAAAACGGACUUCUUUGACGUAUUUCAUUUAAUAAUUUCAGAUGGAGCUAUGGAAUCCUGAUGUACGAAAUCUUUACCAUAGGUGAGAAUCAACUCUUCCGUAAGACGUGUUUUCAGUUUAAUCGGCGAGCAUCUUCUUGAUACUGCCGAACCGUUUGUUCAUCUUUUUUUACUGCUAUUCCAGUGUACUUUGAUGUGGUGUAAACCUUCGUUAAAAAAAGCCGAGAAUGAAAUGAGCAAUAUGGAUAAAAUAUAAAACGGGCUUGCGAGCGGAUGCCCAUUCCCAGACCUUCAGCACGGGCGUUUGAUAGUGACCAGACCCCCAGCAAAACUCUCCUGACUUCCGAAAAACUUUUAAAACUCUCCAGUCUCCUCGCAUGCAAAGAAACACGCGUCCUGCAGCGUUGCUACUGAAGGCUUGCACGUAGGUCAAUUCAAAGACUUAACAUACAAUCUCGACUCUGCGAACGUAUACUCAGGCUACUGCGAAAUCUGUCUUAAUUUCCUAACUCCGAUCAUAUGUAAGAAACAUCGUAAUGCUUACUGUGGUUUUGCCUUUUAAUAUCGUUGUGAAUAACAAGCUUUGAUUCAUAGGAGGUUCACCAUAUCCGAAAAUCGACGGAAAAUCUUUAGCCUCUUUACUUCAAGAAGGUUACAGAAUGCCCAAGCCUCCACAUUUGGAUGAACAAUUGUAAGUGGAUCACUUAAAAAUAAAUCAGUGUCACAUCUAAUGAAGUUACCUCGUUCAUAUCUUCUGUCAGUAUAUACCAUACAAAUGAAUAAUGCUUUUAGCGCGCACUGAUUGGCUAAUUCGGAAGUAAAAAACAAGUACCAUUUACCUCUGAGGAGCCGAUGAAACAACAUCGCGCGUCGAGAGUAUAAUUUCAAACCCUUGUUAGGUAUAUUGAAAGAAAUAAACUUGUUUUUCGGUAUCCAUGUGGUACGUUAUUCACCUCUGUCAGAGUCAAUCAAUAUUAAUUAAAUCUUGUUUUCUCUUUUUUUUAGGUAUAAAGUCAUGAAAGCCUGUUGGAAUAAAAAACCCGAGGAGCGACCAUCAUUUGCAGAGCUGCGCAGGACCAUGGAAGACAUGGGCAAAGAGAAAGAGGUAUCUAAAACUUCCUUUUUGUAAUAGCGUUAUCGCAUUUUGAUUGUUUUCAACAUAGAAGUAAAGAAUUUGUUAUCGCAAGCGAGCUCCAGAUAAAGAAAUUGAAGAAAACGGGCUUGACCCUGUGUCUUCCUAACCCCUCUUCGAGAGAGGCCCAAAACCCCCAUCUCUCUAGGUAUUUCUGUUUAUGUAAAGCUUUUGCGGUGGAACGUUCGAACUGAGAUUGAAGAGUUCGUCAUGAACAUGCCUUAGGAUCAGAGUCAGUUGCACAUUUGCUUUUUGUUCUUGUUUUGUUUUGGUCUUUAUGAAAGAAAGGUAGUGUUUACCGCCUUGUGAACCUCAGUGGUCAAUCAUUUUUCAUUUUGCUAUAUCAAGAACUCAAACUGUUGCAUUCAUUUUUCAGACCUACAUCAACCUUAAGGACUACGAUAGCAAACUUUACCAGAACGUUGAUGAUAUGGAAGCUUAGGCUUUGGUGCUUUUUUAAAAUUGCAUACACUGUAUAAAAAUAGGGCUCUUUGCUAAGUCAGUGAACACCUGAUAAUGUAGCCAUAUGGUGUUAAAUGAGAUUCUUUUAAUUAAGUACAGUACUGUGCCAGUGUGAUGCAAACGAUAAUCGCCGAUUAUCGCGAUCGUCGUGAUGCAUCGGUGAUAUAUGAGCGAUGUUUCAGUUGGAAAUAUCGCAGGGCUGUUGUUGUCCAGUACUGUAUUUAAGCCACAAAAUUGUGCACGUAAUAGAAUGUUAAAUACACGGCACGCAUUUUCAUCAUUCAAAGUGAGUUCUAAAGGGCGCUCCAGAACGAACAAAGAUGUUAUCCUUCAAACAUGUAUUUUUUUUUGUCAUAAAAUACUGUGUAGGUUUACAAUUGUAAAGUUUCAUUAAAGCUAGCAUAGUUAAUAUGCCCUGAAUUCAGUUGGGACGUAUCAAAUCGAAAUGAAACCAAGGACAGAAUAGACAAAAUAUUAUUUAAUUUCAAAGUAUAUUUAAAUUGGAUAGUGUUUGGCAAGCAUUCUUAGAAGGCUUCUAUGCGCUUAAAGGUAGGAAUAGACGCCCUUAGAUUGAUGGCGUAAGUGAUGGAUGUGUUGUGGUUCAAUUUUAUUCAUGAUUCAAAUGUUAUUUUCCUUUGUUUCAAACUCAUUAUCAUACAUUACAAUACCCAAGAACAAAAGAAAAUAAAAUUUGAACCCAUCACAUACAUUGAUUCAAUUAACAGGUGACAGAGGGUACAAAAAAUAUCAAGUGUAACUCUUGUAGUAAGAUUCAGAAAUACUAGCGUCUAUUUUAAUUUAAAAUGAGACUAAGAAGGCCUCGAAGCGAUUGAAUGUGGCUGGCCUUUUGACUCAGUUGUUAAGGGCGCUACACCGCUAACGUAGGUUGGUCAUAAUUUUCAGGUUUGGCAUAGGUGGGGUAUAGUAAAAGUGUAGUGGACUUACAUUCAAGAUACCAAGAUACCAUACCUUUGUUUCGUACUUUUUUUACCUAAGCAAGUUAUAUCAUAUAGUUAAAUGUCAGAAAUUACAAAGAAAUGAACUCGAAAAACGUUACU